GGCUCGGCGGCUCAGUUAUGUGUCAGCCGCCGCGGGUUGCGGACGUCGCGUCCUCUCAUUUCAUGACACCAAAUAAAAAUUUAAUCGAUGUAUUGAAGUUGUGAUCGAACAUUUCUGACGUGAUUGAAACUUUUCAAAUGAAACUCAGUGCGAUCAUGGACGGAUAGAGACGAGCUAUCGAAAUUUUUGUCGGCGGGAGUAGCUUCAAUGGCCUGAGAGUAUGUUCCGUACGGCGUCAUUAGAGGGCUCCGGGCCGCGGACGCCGCCCGCCUACGCGGCGCACCCGCCCUACGCGCCGCCCCGCUUCUUCCCGCCCCGGAUCCGCCCGCCGCCGCCGCAGUACUGCUUCGACGCCGCGCGCUUCGCCUGCGACGCCUCCAAGCCGCGCUACCUGGACGUGGAGCGCGAGCGGCUGGUGACGCGCUGGCUGGCGGAGGCCAACGAGGCGCUGGUGCGGCGCGACCGGCCGCCGCGGUACAAGCCCCGCAGCAGCGAGCGCCGCCCGGAUUUCCCCGAGCGCCGGCCGAACGCGCCCGAGUGGGCCGACAACUUCCUGCUGGGCCGACGGACCGGCUCCGUCGAGCCGGAGGACGACGCUAGUGAUGUGAUGACCUUGAAAGAGUUUGUGGAUAAGUUUUCGUUGCCUCGUGUGGUGAGGUUCGAGGGGGAGGAUAGGGCUGUGCUUCUGUACCGAGUGUUGGAGGCGCACCGGCGAGUGGAAGCAGUGCCAUUGUCGGGGAAGAAGGGCAAGCUGGUGGGCAAGCCGCUCUACAUCCCGGACUCCUAUGAUGGCUGGUUUUCGGCGUGCGGGUGUAGAGGUGGGGCGCUGGCUUCUCCCCGGGGCUCCAUAUCGGCGCUGCUGAGAAGUAGGGCCUUCGCCCUCGUCUCACCUAGAGCCAUCUCGGCCUACCGAGCGAGACCGACGUCAGAGAGUGGUCGCGUGGGCGCGCAGUACGAGCGGUCGGCGGCGCGGCCGGGCACGCCGCUACGGCUGGCCGGCGUCUUCGCGGACGGCAGCAAGGCCAAGGCGCCCAAGUACGCGCAGCUCAUCGACCCGCAGGGAAAUGAGCUGUUCGUGCCCAUCAAUACGAAGGGUGAGCUGUACGAGGUGUGCCCGGAGGAGCUGUCGCCGACGGAGUGGGAGGACGCCAGCGGAGCCCCCGUGCCCUCGGAGGUGGCUGCGCGCGCGCACCGCCUGCCGCACCUGCUGAGCCUGUGGAGGCUGCCGGCCCGGGUCCGCCUGAUCGCCGGCACCGUGCCCAUCGAGAUGGCGCACGAUGUUGGAGACGAUCUUCUACUGAGGUCUGCAACAACAGAGCCAGUGCUGGUGAUGUGCACCCUCCCAGAGUACAGCUCGCUGCCGUCCAGCCCCACGAAGCAGGUGGAUCCGCGCUACCACGCCAAGGAGACCCUGCAGCUGCUGCCACUCAACAGCGGCGUCCGCGUCCGGCGCACGCAGCUCGGCUUCGACAGCGAGAAGAGAAUGUUCCUCUCCGCGCGCCUUCAGAAAGCUCUAACCUUCUGUCAACUCAACGUUGACAACUGGAUCAGGCAGAUCUCGUACGCGAACUCCACCGUCACCGGCAAAUCGAAGACGGCCGAGGACCUCAUCAAGGAAGACCACGAGCCCGUCAAGUUUGAAAAGGAGAAAAAGUUCACUCUUCAGGGCUUGAAGCUAGACCCGUCUCGAUUGUUCGGCAAGAGCGAGAAGGUCCUGAAAGACAUGCCGGACGAGACCGAGGGCUCCAUUAUAUUUUUAAGCAAAAACGAACUCGAACACAUGAACUACGAUGUAUAUAGUGACGACGGCAAGGACGAUAAGAGCGAGGAGAAGGUCGACCAGGAGCAGUUCUCCAACGACAAGAUGCACGUGUUCAGGGAGGACUCGGGAAACAAGAGGAGCAAGUGGUUCAAAAACAUAAAAUUACUGAGGAGUACGGAGAAGCUAGAUGAGAAGAUAACGAUUAUAGAAAAUAGUGAGAAGUAUAAGGAUGUGAAGGAUCCGUUCGAUCCGCUAGGCGAGAAGAACAGCUCGAUAGAGAGAUACCAGGAUAUGGCGAAGUUGAUCGAGGACAGGUUCGGUGCACUGAGAAAGAACGACAACAACACGGCCGAAAAGAGUCACUCGUACAAGAGUCUCACUACGUCGUCCUCCGACAUGGGAACCAGCCAGUGUAGUUCCAACCACAAGAAGCCAGUUUUGACGAAGUCAGUUUCGGUUCAGACGGGCAUGCCGGACAGCUCGUGCACGGAGGAGGAGGACAGCGGUAUCAACAUGAAGCACGAUCGCAAGAAUCUCAGCGUCGAUCAGAUUAACUACUGUGGCUCCAUGGAGAGCGACUCUAGUUCGGGAAGAAAAUUAAAGUCGUUAGACGAAAAUAUGUUAAAGAAAUCGUCGGCCACCAAGUCGUCGACCAACCUCGACCGAAGACAGAGGAUACAACCGGAUCUCAUCCCGGAGAAGGCGAUAGCUAAAGCGGAAUCCUACAACCAAAUUCAGAGCUGCGAGGAUAUCAACAUGUUCGGAGCCGGCUCACUGUACAACGAUAGCGAUUUCGAAAUAAAUUACAAGCAGCACUCGUUUAUUACGGAAAAGCUAUGCUCCGAGUUUCACGUCAAAACCAAAAGGGUUCUGAGUAAAUCGACGUCCAAUUUACUUCACUCUAAGAAGUCCGCCGACAAGAAGGACGACAGCAACAGCAACAGCAUGCCCGCCAAGACGGAGCGCACCAGCGAGAGCGAGAAGUUCGUUAACUUCAGGAAGAAAAUCGACAAGCCCCGAGCCCCGACGCCCAAAUCGGAGAUCGAGGAGAGCUCCCCGAUAGACAUAUCCGAGGAAGAGCCCCAGUUCCAGAAGAAGAUUCGGCGGUCGAUAUCUUCCAUUCAGAAGCGCAAACUCCCCGUCAUAGAAGAUUUGCCGUACGGGCAAGUCGCGGACGCGGUGCACGACGAGGAGGACAAAACGGACUCCGACUCGAGCUCGGACAACAUCUACGCCGAGAUCUGCACCCCCAACGGCAACAAGAACGAGGACAACUACGACUGCAACGUCGACGUCAUAGCGACCGACCCCGUCAUAUGCAACGUCAAGAAGGAGGUCAUCAGUCGAAACGACGAGCGAGCUCGACAGAUCCUCAACCAGGAGAAUCCGUUUCGGCAUAUCGAGGUGGUGGUCAUAGAGAAGACUACCGAUUUCGAGUUAGAAAAUUCGAGCAUAGCGUCCAGCGACUUCGAGGACACGGGGAGCAGGAACGACGUCUCCAUAGUGAUAGACUCCUGGGAACGCGACAAACCAUCACAAGUAGAACCAAAAAUCCACGCUAUUAGGCUAGAAAUAACCAGUAAUAUGGACGACUAUCCGCUGGACAACCCGAGCUUAGACCGGCCGGAGAUCCAUCAUAGCAAAGAUAACUCCCUAAGUUUUAGCAACAGUAUCCAUUUGAAUGGUACAUAUCCCAACGAGGCCAUUUAUGAUACUUUAAAAUAGGUUAGUUGUAAUAUAUUAUUGUAUGUUAUCCACAUGUCACAAAAGUUAUAGUCAGAAAGUAUUUCACCCACUUUGCAAUAGAUGCUGUGAGGGAUGAUAACUCCAUGUGUCAUAUUAUAGGAAAUAAAUAUAGAAAAUAUGAUGUAAAUCUGUAAAGGUUGUGCUGUUUAUAAAAGCAGAUACACCGCAUCAACUAUACCCUACUUUUGUACGAAGUCUAAAGCCUUUUUCUCUCUAUUUUGAAUACACAGAUAUUUGCCAUUAGAACUGUGGUUUAUACAAACUAGUCUAUCAAUAUAAUAGCAAAUUUUCAACCCAAAAACCUACUUGCUAGCCUUCUCUUAAUUACUGUACGAAAAAGACAAGAAAAACUUAUCAACACCUUGCUUACCACGUAUACUUAAUUCUAUUGCAUAUUUCUGAAAUACCUCAAAAAUAUGUUAAUGGAUAUUUUAAAUGUAAAACAUUCAAAUUAUGAAAAAUAUUAUGCUUUAAGCAACAAUCUAGUAGUAGUAUUCUAUGAAAACAAAAUCAUCACAUUAUCUACAAUCUACAUGCUUAAUGCUUAUUAAGAAAUUUCCUAUCAAGUAUUAUAACAGUAAACAAUAAAUAUAAAUUACUGAGUAACUACUUUAUUAUUUGAAAAACGUGUCCCUCUUUCUAGUAAUUAUGUUUACAUAGCGACUAUACAACAUCUGCUUGUCUUUGUCUAACAUAAUAUAAGAAUUAAUGUCAUAAGAAAGACAAAUUUUUAUAGCGAGCCUCGAAUAGUUGUACGCUGUGUAAAUAUUUUAUUAAUAGGGGGUAAGUAUCACACUACAUAUCACUAUGAAAAAUGUAAAUUUUGUAUCAUAUAGGUAGAAAUUAUUACUUUUGUAUAAAUAUAUUAUAGUAAUCACGCUCUCAAAAGCUAAAUGUAAUAUUAUUAUAAGAUACUCUCUGAGAAGCAAAUAAACGAUCUAAAUGA
Aricia agestis (brown argus) is the source of this 4454-nucleotide messenger RNA. RefSeq lists its product as uncharacterized. Lineage: Eukaryota; Metazoa; Arthropoda; Insecta; Lepidoptera; Lycaenidae. The transcript is spliced from 6 exons. The record is from RefSeq and is a predicted model, not a curated record. The coding region runs from base 221 to 3487 and encodes 1088 amino acids.